AUUUUAACUAUAAGGACUCAAUUGCAGGCAAUUCACUUCUCCUUCUUCUACAUCUUCCUCUUCUCACUCUCACAACUACCACCAAAUCCACAAGCACAAUGGCCUCCACGAACCAACCCGAAGAACCCAUCACCAUCCCCGCGGACCGGGAUGGAGUGGCCUACCUGUACGGCCACCCUCUCCUCAACUCGCUGUCGCCCCCGCUCCACAAGACAGUAUACGAGAAGCUGGGUCUGAACUGGAUUCAGAUCCCGCUGUCAAGCGUGACAGGCACAUCGGAGACGUACCCGCCGCCGUACACCCGGUCGCCGCCGAUCGACAAGUUCCUUGCCUCGAUCCGCUCGAACCCGAAAUUCGUGGGCUCAUCGGUGACGAUGCCAUGGAAGGUAGGCAUCAUGCCACAUCUGGACGACCUGACGGAGGACGCGCGACAAGCGGGGGCAUGCAACACGAUCUUCAUCCGGACGGACGCGGCGACGGGGAAGCGAGAGUACGUGGGCACGAACACGGACUGCAACGGGAUCCGCGAGGCGCUGGUGCAGAACACGGCGGACCCGGAGUCGUUCCGCGGCAAGCCGGCGCUGGUAGUGGGCGGCGGCGGCACGGCGCGCACGGCCGUCUACGUCUUCCGCAAGUGGCUCGGGGCCAGCCAGAUCUACAUCGUCAACCGCGACGCCGCUGAGGUCGCCGCCAUCCUGGAGGAGGAUCGCCAGCGGAACGCCGGCGUCGAGAACCUGCCCCCGCUCAUCCCCGUCACGGACCCCGCCGUCGCCGCCUCCCUCGAGGCCCCCGCCGCCAUCGUCUCCGGCAUCCCCAAUUACCCGCCCAAGACCCCCGAGGAGAUCAACGCCCGCAACGUCCUCCAGGCCCUGCUCGGCCGCAAGGACGACGGCAAGCCCAAGGGCGUCAUCCUCGAGAUGUGCUACCACCCUGUCCCCUGGACUGAGAUCGCCGAGCUCGCCGACGCCGCUGGCUGGAAGGUCAUCCAGGGCUCCGAGGCCCUGAUCUGGCAGGGUCUGGAGCAGGCCCGUCUCUGGACUGGUCGCGAUAUCAUCGGCACGCCUGGCGUCGUGGAUGCCGUCAAGGACCUCGUCGCGAAGACGAUCGCCGAGAGAACGCAGGCCAAGUCGGCUUAA
Messenger RNA from Aspergillus homomorphus CBS 101889, 1136 nucleotides. RefSeq names its product shikimate dehydrogenase family protein. The coding region runs from base 99 to 1136 and encodes 345 amino acids. Gene Ontology annotation, biological process: shikimate metabolic process; chorismate biosynthetic process. Gene Ontology annotation, molecular function: shikimate 3-dehydrogenase (NADP+) activity. Lineage: Eukaryota; Fungi; Ascomycota; Eurotiomycetes; Eurotiales; Aspergillaceae. The record is from RefSeq and is a predicted model, not a curated record. The transcript has a single exon.